Zingiber officinale is the source of this 1097-nucleotide messenger RNA. Its product is annotated as protein CDI-like. The coding region runs from base 71 to 874 and encodes 267 amino acids. The record is from RefSeq and is a predicted model, not a curated record. NCBI's taxonomy places the organism in Eukaryota, Viridiplantae, Streptophyta, Magnoliopsida, Zingiberales, Zingiberaceae. The transcript has a single exon.
AGGGCUUAUAUUAAUUUCGAGCCUCCCUUCUCUCACUCUCCCUAAAUUCAUUAAUUUUCGUAGAUAUCAAAUGGGCUCCGAGAACGAAAAGGGCGGUAACGUCACCGCCGCCGGCGACGAGCCCUUCCGCAUCUUCAUCGGCUACGACCCCCGCGAGGACGUCGCGUACCAGGUCUGCCGCCGCUCCCUCCACCGACGUUCCUCCAUCCCCCUCCACAUCAUCCCCAUCAGCCAGACGGAUCUCCGCGCCGCAGGCCUCUACUGGCGCGCCCGCAGCCCCACCGAGAGCACCGAGUUCUCCUUCACUCGCUUCCUCACCCCGUUCCUGGCCGGCUUCCGCGGCUGGGCGCUUUUCGUCGACUGCGACUUCCUCUUCCUCGCCGACGCCGCCGCCCUCUUCGCCCUCCGCGACCCCCGCUUCGCGGUCAUGUGCGUCCACCACGAAUACGCCCCUGCCGAACCAACCAAGAUGGACGGCGCCAUCCAGACGGCGUACCCGCGCAAGAACUGGUCCUCCCUCGUCCUCUACAACUGUGGCCACCCCAAGAAUGUCGCCGCCCUCGCCCCGGAGGCCGUCAGCACCCAGACGGGCGCCUUCCUCCACCGCUUCGCGUGGCUCGACGACGCCGAGAUCGGCGAGGUCCCCUUCGUCUGGAACUUCCUCGUCGGCCACAACAAGGUCGACCCCGCAGACCCCGCUCGCACCGCGCCCAAGGCCAUCCACUACACCUCCGGCGGGCCGUGGUUCGAGGGCUGCGGAGACUGCGAGUUUGCCGACCUCUGGACCAACGAACUGGAGGAGCUCAACGCCGAAAAGAAGGCGGAGGAGGAAAAGAAAGACGGGAAGGUGCAAGGUACGGUUGCCAAUGCUUAGAUCUGCCGCAUCCCUAGCGGUGAUCAUGGAAGAUGGAAGCGAUAGUGACGAUCUUCAUAGAAUAUCCUUCGUAUUUUUAGAUGCUUUAAUUUAAAUUAUGUUUCUCGUAUAUUUGAAUUCACUUCAAUUCCUCUCUGCUGUCUGAAUAUCUAGAUUAAUAAAAAAAACUAGAUAAUUCAUAUUGUAACAGGAUGGAUGAGAUGUUUCUAUCUUUAGCAAUUCA